CCGAAAGCAGAGCCAGCCUUCCAGUUUAUCUCCUAAGCGCGGGGAGGCGCCGUGGGCAGGGUCUGAGGGGAGAGCGGCGUUUAUAACCUGGUGCUCGCAGGGACAGUUCUGCGCCUCCUGCCAAGAUGCCUCCGGUGGCGGGUUUUUUCCUUGCGAUCUGCGUUGGGGUGGCAUUCGCCUUGGAAGCCUCCCUGAUGCCUCCUGAUCGCAACAAGACCGAGGAAGGAGCCAAGCUGUUCGCAAACGAUUAUAACACUACCGGGGAAACUGUGUUCUUCGAAAGCGUCAACGCCAGCUGGAAUUACAACACCGACCUGACAAACCACAACGCUCAGCUGCAGAUAGCAGCUUCUUUGAAGGAGCAAGAAUUCACAGAACUUUGGGGGAAAAAAGCUAAGGAGAAUUAUGGUGACAUCUGGGAGAACUUUACUGAUCCCCAACUUAAAAAAAUAAUCAGCUCCAUUCAGACCUUGGGUCCUUCCAAUUUACCACAACAGAAACGGGAAGAGUAUAAUACUAUUCUAAGUGAGAUGGACAGCAUCUACUCCACUGCCAAGGUUUGUCUACCAAACCAGACCUCCUCCUGCUGGGCUUUAGAGCCAGAUAUUUCAGAAAUUAUGGCCACUUCUCGUAGUUACAGGAAGUUGCUUUAUGCCUGGGAAGGGUGGCAUAAUUCCGCCGGCAAUCCUCUGAGAUCCAAGUAUGAGAAAUUCGUUUCACUGAGCAAUGAAGCCUAUAGAAUGGAUGGAUUCCAAGAUACUGGGGCUUAUUGGCGCUCCUGGUAUGAUUCACCAACAUUUAAGGAAGAUCUAGAGCAACUUUAUAAACAAUUGGAACCUCUCUAUCUGAAUCUCCACGCAUAUGUCAGAAGGAAACUAUAUGACCAAUAUGGCUCUAAAUACAUAAACCUGAAAGGCCCUAUUCCUGCUCACUUAUUGGGUAACAUGUGGGCCCAGCAAUGGAACAACAUUUACGACAUGAUGGUGCCUUUUGCAAAUAAGCCACAUCUAGAUGUUACCAAUACCAUGAAACAGAAAAACUGGAAUGUAACACACAUGUUCCGGGUGUCGGAGGACUUCUUCACGUCGCUUGGCAUGUUUGAAAUGCCACUUGAAUUCUGGAAGAAAUCCAUGCUGGAGAAACCGACAGAUGGGCGGGAGGUGGUGUGCCAUGCAUCAGCAUGGGACUUCUACAAUCGCAAAGACUUCAGGAUAAAACAAUGUACAACAGUUACUAUGGAGCAACUCUUUACAGUACACCAUGAAAUGGGGCACGUUCAAUAUUACUUGCAGUAUAAGAACCAGCCAAUAAGUUUUCGCAGUGGGGCAAACCCUGGCUUUCAUGAAGCCAUUGGAGAUGUCAUGAGUUUGUCUGUUUCCACCCCCAUCCAUCUCAAUAAAAUUGGGCUGCUCACCCAUGUCACUGAAGACAGAGAGAGUGAUAUCAAUUAUCUUCUGAAAAUGGCCCUGGAAAAGAUUGCCUUCCUACCCUUUGGCUAUUUAAUUGAUCAAUGGCGGUGGAAUGUCUUCAGUGGACAUACUCCUCCAGGCCGCUACAAUUUUGAUUGGUGGUACCUCAGAACAAAAUAUCAAGGAAUUUGUCCUCCUAUUGCAAGAAAUGAAACUAACUUUGAUCCUGGAGCUAAAUAUCACAUUCCUGGAAACACACCUUAUAUCAGGUAUUUUGUCAGUUUUAUUCUACAAUUCCAAUUCCACAAGGCCCUUUGCCAAGCUGCCAACCACACUGGUGAUCUUCAUACAUGUGACAUCUAUAAGUCCAAAGAAGCUGGACAGAAACUCAGUGAGGCAAUGCAGGCGGGAUCUUCCCAGCAUUGGCAAGAUAUUCUCCAACAACUCACUGGUACAAAUAAAAUGAAUGCUUCAGCAUUGCUUGAAUACUUCAAACCUGUUAUUGAAUGGCUAAAAGAAGAGAAUGGGAAGAACAAUGAAACACUAGGCUGGCCUGAAUUUGAUUGGCGUCCUCCUGUCCCUGAAGGCUAUCCAGAAGGCCUUGAUAAAAUAACUGAUGAAGCUGAAGCUAAAGAAUUCUUAGAAGAGUACAACAGGACAGCUGAAGUGGUGUGGAAUGCUUAUACAGAGGCCCUUUGGACGUACAAUGUCAACAUUACUAAACAGAACAAACAGAUUAUGUUGGAGAAGAAUCUUGCAAUGUCAAACCAUACUCUGCAAAAUGGAUUAAAGGCUCGGCAAUUUGAUACCACUGAUUUCAAAGAUUUCAGAAUAAAACGUAUUCUGAAGAAAUUAAGUGAUAUUGAGCAGGCAGCCUUACCUGAAACAGAGCUGAAGGAGUAUAAUCAACUGCUCUCAGAAAUGGAGACAACUUAUAGUCUAGCCAAAGUCUGCAGAAAAGACACAGACUGCAAAGCAUUAGAUCCUGACCUUACAGAUACUAUGGCUAAAUCAAGAGAUUAUGAUGAGCUUCUUAACAUCUGGAAAGAUUGGCGGGAUGCAUCAGGGAAGAAAAUCCGAAGUCACUAUGAGAGAUAUGUCGAACUGAGCAAUGCAGCUGUCAGAUUAAAUGGACAUGCAGACAAGGGUGCUUACUGGCGGUCUCUUUAUGAAACACCAACUUUUGAAACUGACCUGGAGAACAUCUGGCUUCAGCUCCAACCACUAUACUUCAAUCUGCAUGCUUAUGUACGUCGGGCUCUAUACAAAAAAUAUGGAGAAAAGCGCAUUAACCUCAAAGGCCCAAUUCCAGCUCAUUUGCUAGGUAACAUGUGGGCACAAUCAUGGGCAAACAUUUUUGACCUUGUCAUACCCUUCCCUGAUGCUACCAAAGUGGAUGCUACUCCAGCAAUGAAACAACAGGGCUGGACCCCACUGAAGAUGUUUAAUCAAUCUGACAGUUUCUUCAAGUCACUGGGACUUAUCCCUAUGCCGCCUGAGUUCUGGGAAAAGUCUAUGCUAGAAAAGCCAUCAGAUGGGAGAGAAGUGGUCUGUCAUGCUUCAGCCUGGGACUUCUACAAUCGCAAGGACUUUAGGAUAAAACAAUGCACUGUUGUGAACAUGGAUGAUUUAAUAACAGUUCACCAUGAAAUGGGACAUGUCCAAUACUUUUUGCAGUAUAAAGAUCAGCCGAUUUCAUUUCGUGAUGGGGCCAAUCCAGGAUUCCAUGAAGCCAUUGGUGAUGUUAUGGCUUUAUCAGUGUCAACCCCAAAGCAUUUGUAUAAAAUCAAGCUGCUUGAACAUUUGGAAGACAACAUUGAGAGUGAUAUCAACUAUCUAAUGAGCAUUGCACUGGAUAAGAUUGCUUUCCUGCCCUUUGGCUACCUGAUUGACCAAUGGAGAUGGAAAGUCUUUGAUGGGCGUAUUCCAAAAAAUGAGUACAACCAACAAUGGUGGAAUCUCAGAUUGAAAUACCAGGGUUUAUGUCCUCCUACACCAAGAUCAGAAGAAGAUUUUGAUGCAGGAGCAAAAUUCCAUAUUCCUGCUAAUGUCCCAUAUGUCAGGUACUUUGUCAGUUUUAUAAUCCAAUUUCAGUUUCAUGAAGCUCUGUGCAAAGUUGCUGGCCAUACUGGACCUUUAUACAAAUGUGACAUUUACCAGUCUAAAGAAGCUGGGAAAAUCUUAGGGGAUGCCUUGAAGCUGGGUUUCAGCAGGCCAUGGCCUGAAGUCAUGCAAAAUAUUACAGGGCAGCCCAACAUGUCCGCUGAAGCUUUGCUGACCUAUUUUGAACCACUGACAAGGUGGCUCAUUGAAAAGAACAGGGAAAACAAUGAAACUCUGGGUUGGCCUGAAUACACCUGGCAGGCUUAUGCAGGUGAACCAGAAGUCAGUUUCCUUGGGAUGUCACUGAGCAGCAGUCAAAUAGAAGCAGGACAGUGGAUUUUGCUUGCAAUUGGGCUUAUUCUUCUUAUUAUCACAGUAGCCUUGGGCAUCAAAUAUUUCCUUAAAAGAAGGAAAUCCUACAGAACUAGUUCAGAAAUGGAACUGAAAUGAAUUGAAUGUGUUUAACCUGUUUUCUACUAUGCCUCCAAAUGAGUGCGAAAAAGAGUUGAAGAAAAUUUUGUAUGUGUAUAUGUGUGGCUGAAUGAGAGAGACCAGAUAUAUCUGCAUUUAGAAUAGAAACUAAUAUUGCUUUUGUGAGUGUGUAAGAUAGGUUUGAGUCAGGGGUGAAAUCUAAAAAUUUUCCCUACCGGUUCUGUGGACGUGGCUUAAUUGGUGGGCGUGGCUUGGUGGUCAGAUGACUGGGUGGGCGUGGCCAAUAAUAAAAAUAAUUAACAAAGUAUAAAAAACAAUAAGAGGUACCAAAAACCAACUUUCACACUUUACACACACACAACACAACACAACACAACUGACUCACACACAAUGUAAAAGCAGCUUCACUUCACACUUCACACAGCCACAAAAAGCUCAAAAACCAACUUUCACACUUUACACACACACACACACACACACACACACAAAAUGCCACAUACAGCUUUCUGAGAUUUUGUGUGUUUGUGUAGCUAGAGUGAAACACUACAGAAACACACCAAAUCUCAGAAAGCUUGACAAAUAUUUUAUUAUUUUAUUUUAUUUUAUUUUAUUGUGGACUUCAAAUCCCAUAGUUCCUCAGCCAGCAAAGCCAGCCAGUUGAUCGCCGAGGAAAUAGUUUGGCUAAGCAAUUGAUUCUGUCUGGCUGAAAGUGAAACUGCUUUCGGGCUGGAAAAAGAGCCAUGCGUUCAUCAGUAAUCAGGUAAGUGCCUUAGAAUCUCUACUCUUACUUGUAGAAAACAUGUUUUCUACAAAUAAGAAUACAAGUAAGGUUCUGCUGAUGAGGAACUCAGGUGAGAUCGCCAGAGGAGACUUUAAUUUUUUUUUUUUAAAGUUUAAAGUCUUUGCUGAUCUCAGCUGAAGGGCGGAAUCCUCAAAGGCUUUUUUUUACUUUUAAAGGCAUAUUUCGGCUGAAGCAAAACCGGCUUUUAAAAGUAAAAAAAAAAAAACUCUGCAGAUGGUGCGGCUCAGCAGAGGCAGGGGGGCGUGGCCAGGAAUUUUUGCUACUGGUCCUCCAAACCAGCAGCCACCAUUGCUACCGGAUCGUGCAAGCCAGUCCAAUCCGGGAGCAUUUCACCCCUGGUUUGAGUGUCUCUACAGAGAAUGUGAGUAUGUUGUUUGCAUACAUGCUCUAUGGCUAAUAUGCAAAUAUAUGGCUGGGGAGAGUAUGUGUGUAUCCUAUUUGCAAGGAAUAAUUGGAAUGUGGAUAGCUAUGCAUUUGUGUUCACUUACCCAACUGAGAACACUCCCAUAAGGGGGCACCCAUGUACAAACAGGGCAAAUGUGCCAACAAAAGUACUUGACUUGUAAUAAAUUCAACAAACCUUUUGAUUAUGCAAGAGCCAAAACAAAAACAUUUAUUUAUUAUAAAUAAUACCUGAAUUUUUGUACAAGGGGAAAAGAAGAAGAAAAAAUAAAGCAAUGUGAUCAAGUUGGGGUAAUGGGUAUAGCUGUACAAUUUAAAUCACUGUUGACCCAAUGCCUUUCUUCAUAUAUUCAUUUGAAGAACUGGUAAAUUCUAUCAGGCUUACUGUAACUCAGGCAAAGAAUAUAUUAUCUAACAAGAGCUGUGUCAGAUUUCUUCAGAAGUUGAACAUAUGUUUUAUGUGAUCAUGCCGAGAAGUUUUUAAAAGUCUGUUUUGGUGCAUGAAUGACAAUUAAAAUGUAUCAGUCUCUGUAUUUUCACUGUCUUUUUCGUUUCUUUGUGAAAGAACAAGGAAGAAAUCACAAAUCGAUUACAAGACAAGUAUUUGAGGAAAGGAAAUCACUCUUCCAAAUACAUCCAAUCUUGAUUGUAGAAAAUAUGACUUUAGUAACAGAGUUGUAAAUGUCUGGAAUACACUACCUAACUCUGUGGUCUCUUCCCAAAAUCUCCAAAGCUUUAACCAAAGACUAUCUACUAUUGACCUUCCCCCAUUCCUAAGAGGUCUGUAAGGGGUGUGCAUAACAGCACCAGUGUGCCUACUGUUCCUGUCCUAAUGUUCCCUUUGACUGUAUCCAAUUUGUAUAAUUAUUUCAUGCUUAUACUUAUAUAUACUGUUGUGUUUGACAAAUAAAUUUUAAAAAAUGCUACCCUAUUA
Molecule: messenger RNA, 6082 nt
Organism: Ahaetulla prasina
Lineage: Eukaryota; Metazoa; Chordata; Lepidosauria; Squamata; Colubridae
Gene: ACE
Product: angiotensin I converting enzyme
Exons: 25
Coding region: 126-3962 (1278 amino acids)
Biological process (GO): proteolysis
Cellular component (GO): plasma membrane
Molecular function (GO): metallopeptidase activity; peptidyl-dipeptidase activity
Source: RefSeq, a predicted model, not a curated record